CGCGUCCUCAUCAGUCAUCACUCCUCAUUGACUUCCAGAUCUCCCCACUCCACUCGUCUACAGUUCCAGCGCCGGUGCCAUCUCGCCACUCGUCGCCGCCCUCGCCGCCGGUGCCUCUCACACGAGCCAGAAACACCCCGCGUCCGCACUCGCUUCCUCGUCUCCCCACUCCCGCCGCCGGUUCCAGAUCCGCGUCCCACCAGCCGCACUCCGUCCUCCCUGGCGCCCAAUCCUCGUCCGCCGUCCCCGACUUGGCCAACUCGCCGUCUACGUGGCCGCAUCAGAUGACAGGCGGAAUUGUGACCGUGGCAGGCGGGGUGAUGGACCCCCUCAUCGGCAAGCUCAAAACACUCAUGGGCGAUGAGUACAACAAGUUCAUAGGUGUCAGGAAGCAAGUCUCAUUCCUUGAGAACGAGCUCAGCGCCAUGAAUGCCGCCCUUCACAAGCUGGAGCUCGUGGAUGAGCUCGAUCCGACCGUCAAGGACUGGGUGGAUCAUGUUAGGGAUAUGUCCUAUGACAUGGAGAAUUGUAUCGACGACUUCAUACACGAGUUUAGCGCCGAUGAUGUCAAGGCAGGCCUCAUAGAGAAGACUAUUCAGUUCGUCAAGAAGUUUCGACAACGUCUUCGGAUAGCUGACCGGAUGGAAGAACUCAAGACUCUUGCCUUGGAGGCAAAUGCUCGGCGCGAGAGGUAUAAGAUUGAUGAUUGCAGGCCUGCCUCUAGCUCUGUGGCUGUUGACCCUCGGCUGCGAGCGGUAUACCAGGAGGCGGAAACUCUUGUGGGUAUUGAUGGCCCAAGGAAGGAGGUUGUCACUCGGUUGAUGGAUACACAAAAGAAACUCAAGGUGGUGUCCAUUGUGGGAUUCGGUGGUCUUGGUAAAACAACACUUGCCAAACAGGUGUAUGACAAGAUCAGCUCGCAAUUCACAUGCAAGGCAUUUUUUUCUGUUUCACAGAGGCCUGAUAUGAUUGAGCUACUCAACAAUUUACAAUAUAAACUUGGGAUGAAGGAGUCCAAUUCAUCCCGCCCUCGCAAGGUUGACGACAUCAUUGAAGAGCUAAGGGAACAUCUGAAAAAGAGGAGGUACCUUAUUGUUGUGGACGAUCUGUGGGAUGAAUCGACAUGGAAUAUUAUUAAGUGUGCUUUUCCAGAAGAUGGUAACGGAAGCAGAGUAAUAGCUACAACACGAGUGGAAGGUGUGGCCGGAGCAGCCUGUCAGAAUGACCGUGAGGGUAUCUACAAAUUGGAACCUCUCAGUGAAGAAAACUCAAGAAUGUUAUUGUUGAAUAGAGUAUUUGGGUUCGUACAUGGUUGUCCCCCCCAACUUGAAGAUGUCAUGGCUGAAAUUUUGAAAAAGUGUCAUGGAUUGCCACUUGCAGUUAUCACAAUAGCUAGCCUAUUAGCAAGUGAAGAAAGAUCAUUGAAGGGCUGGGAGAGUAUAAGGGAUUAUUUGGGUGCCCAGUCUGCCACAAAUCCCACCUUGGAAGAGAUGAAGAGUAUAUUAAACCUUAGCUACAUGCAUCUUCCUGCUCAUUUUCGAGCAUGUUUUUUGUACCUUGGUAUGUAUGCAGAGGACUGUGAGAUCCUAAGAGAUGAUCUGAUUCGACAAUGGAUAGCUGAAGGCUUUAUCAUUAGUUUGCAUGUGCAAGAUCUGGAGGAUGUUGGCAGGAGUUAUUUCAAUGAGCUUGUCAAUAGAAGCAUGAUCCAACCUUAUAAAAAUGUGGAUGGGAAGGUGUGUUGCAAAGUACACGACAUGAUGCUUGAUUUGAUCCUAAGCAAGUGUGCUGAAGAUAACUUUAUAAGUGUGGCAUACAAUUAUGAAGGCAUGGCAAGAUUGCAUAGCAGGAAACACAAGGUUCACAGACUAUGUAUGACAUCCAUUGUUGGUGGUGGAGCAACAUAUGGCCCAACUAUUGUUGUUAGCUUAUCACAAGUUCGGUCAUUUACAAUGUUGGGGAACUCCAUGCCUCCUCUGGUGUUGUUUAAGUAUCUCCGGGUGCUCAAGAUUGAUCAAGGCAGGCCCAGGGGAGACGAGGAGACACGUGACCUCACCGCUAUUAGGCAAUUGUUUCAGCUAAGGUAUUUGCAGAUUUUGGGGCCAUAUCCUAUAAAGCUCCCUUCUGAACUUCAAGGGCUUGUUUACUUGGAGACGCUGGACAUACCUGAUGCAUGCCCCAGGACCAUCCCCUCAGAUAUUGUCCAUUUGUCCCGCUUGUCCUAUCUCAAUGUAUGGAUGGAAGAAGGGCUGCCUGAAUUGAUUGGAAAUAUGAAAGUAUUGCGCAGUUUGAGAAUAUCGAAUAGCUGGGUGAUCCAUCAUAGCAUGAAGGGUAUUAUGGGUCUUGGUGAGCUGACCAAUCUUCGGGAACUGAUGAUCGAGGUGGGGCCUUUGGAGAAGCCAGAACUUGAUGCUUUGGUCUGGUCCAUUGGAAGGCUCUGUAACCUCAAACACCUUCAAAUCUUAGGGUUAUGUUCCAAAGGCGAUAACCAGCUGGGUUCAUUAUCCAAUCAUUUCCAACAUCUCGAGGAAUUGCAUGUAUCUUCAUUAAAUUUCUGUAGAGUUCCCACAUGGAUGGGUGGUCUUCAUUGCCUUAGCAUUCUCGACCUGCGUGUGGAGGAGACGUCAACUGAGGAGGUUUAUCUUCUUGGGGGGCUUCCCUCCCUUGUCAAUUUGAUUUUCAAACCAUCACACAUCCCUAAAGAAAGGGCUAUGUUGGACACGGGACUAUUCCCGGUUCUGGAGUACCUCGAAUUUUGGUCUCAGGAAGAUGUUAUGGGGUACCUGGGGUUCGAGGCAGGGGCCAUGCCCAACCUACAAUUCCUCACCGUUCACUUUAUAAAGGAGUGGGGCGGCAGUAUACCAGUCGGCAUGGAACAUCUAUCACGCCUCCAAGAGAUCCUACUGAAGGAGGCUUAUUCCGAUGAUGCCAUUGUGUCUAUGUUCAGGAAUGCCUUAUCAGCACACCCAAACCGCCCUUCCGUUGAACAUUGGUCCGGUAAACGUGAGGAGGUAGUUCGAAUUUGACUGCCGCCUCACAGCCUAUUGGCAUCCUUGUCGAUGUUUACCAUUUCUUUAGCAAUGCAGGCUCAGAGCUCAAUUAGAGUGGAUGUCAAAGCUGAGGGGUAGAGUGCCAACAAUGCAGAAGAGGAGCCUUUGCUGCGAAGAAGGAAGCUGCACUUGAGGCUGCAGAGAAGAGAGCAGCAGAGGCAAAAGAAGGUUGAAGCUGCAUACAAGGAAGCAGGACAAGGACAAGAUGAGGCAUAGAAGGUAGCAGCUGAAGGAAAGAAAUGUUAGUAGAUUGUACAGAGUCAAACUUUUCGUGGAUAUAUGAUUAGUCUGCAUCAGUUUGCUUCUCUAGCUUCCCUGAAGAUAUGUUCAGAGUCGACAGUUGUCCACUUACACAAGCACACCCACCAACCUCCAAAGGCUGCUACUGAGCUCAAUGUCCAUUGCCAAUUUGCCAUGUUGUCAGAUAGCUUUGGAAAGGUGUUUGUCAAAUCUUAAGUAUCUCAGGUUUGCACAAGCAUUGCUGCUGCUUGGUCCAUACCAUUAGCUCACAUUCUUCACUGCUGUUAACCAAUAUCUUGUCCUGGGUCUGCCAAGACGAUUGCUUGCCUCCUAGCGGAGGAGGUUUCUACGGGCAAAAUGAAGAAGGUGAAGAAGGCUAUCAGGAGCAUAGGCAAGAAGACUGACGUCAUUAGGAAGGCGUCCGCGGCUGCUUAAUGGAGGAUGCUCAGUCUUUUUGUCAUCCAUCUUCGAUUGACUCGCCUCUGUGGAUUUGGUGGCGUUCGGUGGUUUCGCUGAGGGUUUCGUUGCGAUGUCAUUUUGCGAGGGUUUAUGGUUGUUGCAUGUUAUGUAUGUUUGUUGGGUUGACCGUGGUGUCAUGGAGUUUCUUUCUUAGCGAGUAGUCCACAUGUGAUCUAUAUGUAUCGGUUUUCGCCCGGUUUUCCGUUAAUAAACUGGGCAAUUCUCUUCUUCUUAAUUAAUCGAUGAGGCAAAUCUUUUGCCUCCGUUUCGAAAAAAAUAUUUGUGUGUUGGUGGUAGUAGCAACAUUUCUAUUAUUUUUCUCAACCUGAUCGAGCCAU
Messenger RNA from Triticum dicoccoides, 4084 nucleotides. Its product is annotated as disease resistance protein RGA5-like. Gene Ontology annotation, molecular function: ADP binding. NCBI's taxonomy places the organism in Eukaryota, Viridiplantae, Streptophyta, Magnoliopsida, Poales, Poaceae. Gene Ontology annotation, biological process: defense response to other organism. The record is from RefSeq and is a predicted model, not a curated record. The transcript has 8 exons. The coding region runs from base 285 to 3023 and encodes 912 amino acids.